Molecule: messenger RNA, 904 nt
Organism: Misgurnus anguillicaudatus (oriental weatherfish)
Lineage: Eukaryota; Metazoa; Chordata; Actinopteri; Cypriniformes; Cobitidae
Source: RefSeq, a predicted model, not a curated record
CAAAGCGAGACAAUAGCAAGUCGGGACCCAACACACAAAACUCUCCCAGAUGGCAAGAGGGUGCUGUUGCUGCGCCUGCGCGGAAGAAGAGCGGAAAAAAAUAAUGGAGCAGUUCAUUUCGGGAUCUGCUGAAAUCUUGCUUGAAGGAGAUCUGGUGUUUCCCAAAACCAGAAAUGCUCUCUACUGCUUAAACAACAACUGUUUCUGGAAGAAAAAUGGCAACAAUCUAGUUGAGGUCCCUUACAUAAUGAGCAGUGAAUACACAUAUUAUGAGAAGAGUACUAUCCAGAGCGCCAUGACGUCCUUCGCCAGCAAAACCUGCAUCCGCUUUGUGCCCAGAUCAUCUCAGAUCGACUACAUCAGUAUUGAGAACCUAGAUGGGUGUUACUCGUCUCUUGGUAGGACAGGUGGCAAACAGGUGGUCUCCCUCAAAAGGGGCGGCUGUGUGUACCAUGGCAUCGUUGAACAUGAGCUCAAUCACGCCCUGGGCUUCUACCACGAGCACACCAGAAGCGAUCGUGACCAGUACGUGAGGAUCAACUGGCAAAACAUCUCUCCUGAUAUGGCCUACAACUUCCAGAAACAGAACACCAACAAUCAAAACACUCCAUACGACUACGGCUCCGUCAUGCACUAUGGAAAUACGGCCUUCGCCACCCAAUAUGGGCAGGAAACCAUCACUCCCAUUCCUAAUGCAUUUGUGCAAAUCGGACAGAGACAGGAGCUGUCUAACAUCGACAUCCUGAGGAUCAACAAACUGUAUGGAUGCUGAAGCUGAGGCUUAUGUACACGUGAUGUUACUGAUCAUUUAAUAUAGUUUAUUUGUCCGUAGAUGUUAUAAUGCGGGAAUGAAGUGAUGAUCUUUGUUGUUUGAUGGUGUUGGAUUUCUGAAAUGUUUCAUUCU